This is a messenger RNA of Aspergillus ruber CBS 135680, 1959 nucleotides long. RefSeq lists its product as uncharacterized. The record is from RefSeq and is a predicted model, not a curated record. Gene Ontology annotation, biological process: regulation of transcription by RNA polymerase II. Lineage: Eukaryota; Fungi; Ascomycota; Eurotiomycetes; Eurotiales; Aspergillaceae. The transcript has 3 exons. Bases 1 to 1959 code for a protein of 652 amino acids. Gene Ontology annotation, molecular function: DNA-binding transcription factor activity, RNA polymerase II-specific; DNA binding. Gene Ontology annotation, cellular component: nucleus; RSC-type complex.
AUGAAUUACAUUCACCAUCCAUAUCCUUAUACCACGGUCCCAGUGGACCAACCCAUGGCUUUCGACCCGACAAUGGCUCACCCGUCCAUGGUUCACCCCAUGGAUGGUUACCUCUACCCUCACCCACCGCCGUUCGAGAUGAUGGACUUUUACCACCAGCCGAUCAUGGACUACGAGGAAUACGCAGAGAACCUCUCCCGCCCUCGAUUGACAAAGGAACAGGUGGAGACGCUGGAGGCUCAAUUCCAGGCUCACCCUAAGCCUAGCAGCAACGUCAAGCGCCAAUUGGCGGCUCAGACAAACCUGAGUCUGCCUCGAGUGGCUAAUUGGUUCCAAAAUCGACGGGCAAAGGCCAAGCAGCAAAAGCGACAGGAGGAAUUCGAGCGCAUGCAAAAAGCCAAGGCUGAAGCUGAGGAGGCUGCGCGGGCCAAGUCGGACCCCAUGGAUCAGAAGGAAAGCGACAGGACCCCGACACAGGAGUCGGACAAGACCUCGACCCCCAAGCAAGAAUUUUCAAAUGAAACUGCUUCAAAUGGUGAGCGAACCAAGACAUCAUCGACUGCUCCCUCAUCAUCCCGUUCGAAGCAUCAGAAGACCAGAAGUGAUUCGGCCCGUGAGGCGACCUUCGCGUCUUUACAAAGGGCCUUGAAUGCUGCCGUUGCAGCCCGUGAUACCUACAGCGGAGAUGACGGGAAUAACCAACCAAUUACUGACAAUAUGGAAGAAUCCGUUUCUCCCACCUCGACUCCCGCCACGACACACAACGGCAGCAACAAGCGCAGCGGCCACGGCUACAACGCACCGCUGGAAUGGGAAGCACCCAAGGAUAACUCGAUCGGAUGGGGCUCUCAAGAGUCAUAUGGCCCGCAACGUCAGCCAUUCCACGCCCAAGAAGAAUGGAUGGGUCAUCGCACAUCUGAUGCUGGGUCGUCAUACGACGCCGCCAUACAAUACCCCUUGCAGCCGGAGGCCUCGCUAACAAGGCGAACCUCGUCGGAAGAACUUGCCCACCACAUGGAAGGCAUUGGUAUUCACACCACGGCACCAUCACGCGGCAUGCCGCUGCUGACACACCGAGCAGACAAAGCUGGCAAGGAACUCGAUCUAGCUGCCCGGAGAAAGAGGCCAAGGCCCGCUGCGAUCGGAACCUCGAAAUCUCACUCCAUGCUGUCAGCAGCCGCAAACAUGUCGCCUAGCUCCAGGGUGCCAGGCUAUGGUGGUCCUCACGGUGUCAGACAAUCCAAGUCGGCCCAGUCUCUCAACUCGCGAUAUGCGGGUGUGCGCAAGGCAUCUGCUGCUCAGCGGUCGCCUCUCAACUUCUCGACAUUUGCCGAAGCCGGUUUGAGCUCGUCCAAGGCGGACAUGGCGUCUAUGUUGCAGCCAACGGUCACCACCAACGCUCUGGCUCCCCCGACGCCGCUGACUCCGGAAGACAUGCAUCACUUGCUUCCCACAUCGCCCAGCGACAGCUACUGUCUGUCUGCGCAACCAUCUGCCCAGUUCUUCCCGACCACACAGCCCAUGCAGAUUAAUGUCGCAUCUCCCCCAGCUACGCCCAUGACCGUGGAUUUGAUGUCGUCGUAUCCGUACCAAAACGCCGCACCUCCCAUGUCCGCUCCCGCCCACUAUACGAGCUUCCCUGACUAUGCCACUUCCGCCCCUUGCGAAACCGGUCCUCUGACGGCUCGCAGCUGGAGUGAUGCGCCUACCAUUCCCUCGCCCGAUCCUUCCUACCAGAUGCAGCCUGCAGAAGUCUCUCCGAUUUCUUAUGACUCAAGCGGGCACGCUGGCGACCAUUUAGCUAUGUCUCCUUCGAUGUCCCUGACUGGGGAGGAGAAGUUCAUGAUUCAGGAGUUCCCUGACCAGCAGGAGGCUCACCGGUUCGUUGCUCAGCAGCUUCCCUCGCAAACACCGAAGCAAUACACUUUUACGAACAAUCAAACGCCGAACGACUUUUGA